Ananas comosus (pineapple) is the source of this 1867-nucleotide messenger RNA. RefSeq lists its product as uncharacterized. Gene Ontology annotation, molecular function: hydrolase activity. The record is from RefSeq and is a predicted model, not a curated record. The coding region runs from base 179 to 1024 and encodes 281 amino acids. NCBI's taxonomy places the organism in Eukaryota, Viridiplantae, Streptophyta, Magnoliopsida, Poales, Bromeliaceae. The transcript has 3 exons.
GGAGCGUAACAUGCGAAAACCACAACCAUGGUGUUCGGGAAAGUUCCACAGCCUGUAGGCGCCAGGUAAGUAUAUAGGCGAGAGAGAGAGAGAGGAUCGAGCGAAUCCAAAAAGAAGAAGAAGAAGAAGAGAUCUCCGGAGUCGCUCUCUUCGUCCCCUUUUCCCCUCUGGCAAGCGCAUGGACGAGAUCGGCGAGGCAUCCUCCUCCUCCUUCCGAGCUCCGCCGCCGCCCGAUCCGGAUCGGACGGUGAUCUGCAUCGGCGACAUCCACGGAUUAUUCUCGAAGCUCCGGCGCCUGUGGGCGAACCUCGAGGCCGCGGUGGGCGGCGCCGCCUUCGAGACGGCGCUCGUCGUCUUCCUCGGCGACUACUGCGACCGCGGGCCCGAGACGCGGGAGGUGCUGGAAUUCCUCGUCUCCCUCCCCGCCCGCUACCCGCGGCAGCGCCACGUGUACCUCUGCGGCAACCACGACCUCGCCUUCGCCGCCUUCGUCGGCGCCCUCCCCCCGCCCCCCGACGGGUCGCCGUUCUCCGCCACGUGGGAGGAGUACGUGGCGAGCGAGGCGCACGAGGGCUGGUUCACGGGGGAAGGGUACGAGGCCAUGCACGUCCAGGGCCGGCGCUGGGGGGGCUCAAUCAGGGAACGCUUCAACCCUAAGAAGAACAUGCCCUACAAGGGCUCCAUCUACGACGCCGCCCCUACCUUCGAGUCCUACGGCGUCCCCCAUGGAUCCGCCGAGCUGGCAAAAGCGGUACCCGACGAUCAUAAGAAGUUCCUGCACGACCUGGUUUGGGUUCACGAGGAGGAAAAUGUGCCGGUUGAUACUGAUGAAGGAAGGAUCUGCUGCAAAUUGAUAGCCGUUCACGCUGGCUUACUGAAAUCGAAGGGGGUAGAUGAGCGGCUGAAACUUUUGAGAGCCAGGGAUACAAGACUGCCGAAGGUCCAAGAGCUUAGCGGGAGGCAGGAUGUGUGGGAAAUUCCAAAGGUAAUGCGGCGUUCUGUGUUUCAAUCCCCCUUCUCUUAAAACAUCAAAAACUUUGAUUGUUCGGGGAAUUCUGAGAUCCUACAAAAUGAUAGGUAGUGGGCAGAUUGGCACAGCACUAUUAGAGGGGUGAACAUGUUUGAGUGUUUUUUGUUAUGUAGAAAUCACUCGAGCAGCGACGAAUAGUGUAUUUUGUAGGCAGUUUUAACAACCAAUCACAUGCUUGGUUGCCCAGUAUGUGGCAAAGGUGCUGAUUCUUCACUGUAGGAAAAUGCAAAACAUUGACUGGCAGAAGACAAUCCAAAAGUAAUUCUUGAAAAAUAAUAAUAAUAAUAAUAAUAACCCAUGGGUCUAAUGUUUAGUUUGCUGAGGUUUUUCCUUUUAGUUCACUUGGUCGUGAUUGGAUGCGUCUAGGGCCUACACUUCUUCAUAACUCAGCUAAUAAGACUACAACGCUUUAACUCGUCAGCAUGGAGUCAGGUAGCUGCAUAAUUUAUCAGGUUUUUCAGGAAUAAAUUAUCUUCAAUAUGGUCAUUCACCAAAUGUGGGAGGAUUAACACUAGACAAAUGAAGCUGGGCCACAAUAGUUAAGUGAGAAGGUAGCUUGCCUAAAUCCAUAAUUUGGACAUGCAAUAGAGCAUUUUAAGGGGAAGAUGGACGCAAUGCAAUGCGAGUUGCAAUGGAAGAUUGAAGAACUUAUAUAUCAAUCUGCAACAUCAAAUAGGUAUAUUUGAAUAUUUAUCUUUAUUCUACUUUGCAUUUUGCAUCAGCAUCCACUAUGAUAGAGUCCUAGUCCAAUUAAUUUGGAAAGUUUAAAAGGCGAGGUGGGUAUGAAAUGCCUUAUUUUCUGGUCAUAGCUACUAAAUUUUUUUUUUUUUGAAGAAA